Aspergillus lentulus is the source of this 963-nucleotide messenger RNA. Its product is annotated as aldo/keto reductase family protein. NCBI's taxonomy places the organism in Eukaryota, Fungi, Ascomycota, Eurotiomycetes, Eurotiales, Aspergillaceae. The record is from RefSeq and is a predicted model, not a curated record. Gene Ontology annotation, molecular function: oxidoreductase activity.
AUGGCCAAAUCUCACGCCCAGAUAAUCUUUGGCGGUGGUACACUUGGUACUACACCUGAGUGGUCCACUCCGGAGAAGGUGGAAGAGUUCCUUCAAGUCCUAGAACGGAACAACGUUAAGACUAUCGACACGGCACAGAUCUACGGCGCAAGCGAGGAACUGCUGGGACAAACCAAAGCCGCGAAGCGCUUCGUCAUUGACACCAAGUUCGGUGGUGGCUUUGUCCCCGGAAACGCUACCAAAGACAAUGUGAUCAAAAUCGGGAACGAGAGUCUGAAAAAGUUGGACGCGGAUAGUGUGAACGUGUACUAUAUUCACGCGCCGGAUCGCCAGACCCCGCUUGAGGAGACCCUCGCGGGCAUCAACGAGCUCCACAAGGCAGGGAAAUUCAGACACUUCGGCCUGUCAAAUUUCCGCCCGGACGAGGUGCAGGAAGUUGUCCGCAUCGCCAAGGAGAAGGGCUAUGUCCUCCCUUCCGUCUACCAGGGCAACUACAACGCUGUAGCCCGCCGCACCGAGACGGAGUUACUGCCCGUCCUGCGGGAAAACAACAUCCGCUUCUAUGCGUACAGCCCCAUUGCCGGUGGCUUCCUGACUAAGACGAAAGAGCAGCUCGUCGCUGGCGGCGAGGGACGCUGGGAUCCAAACAGCGUAUUUGGUCAGAUCUAUCAUAAGCUGUACAAUAAGCCUGCAAUGCUGGAGGCGCUGGAUGACUGGGCUGAGAUUGCGGCGUCGGAGGGAGUCACCAAGGCGGAGCUGGCCUAUCGGUGGAUCUUCUUCCAUUCGCAUAUUCGCGAGGAUCUAGGGGAUGCGGUCAUAGUCGGAGCGUCUAAGAUCAGUCAGUUUGAGGAGACGGUCGCGGCGAUUCAGAGGGGUCCUCUGAGCGCAAAUGCCGUGAAGCGGAUCGAUGCUAUCUGGGAGAAGAUCAAGGAUGUGGCUAUCUUCGACAACUUUAAUGCGUGA